Cydia pomonella (codling moth) is the source of this 3324-nucleotide messenger RNA. RefSeq lists its product as uncharacterized. The transcript has 3 exons. Bases 1057 to 1878 code for a protein of 273 amino acids. The record is from RefSeq and is a predicted model, not a curated record. Lineage: Eukaryota; Metazoa; Arthropoda; Insecta; Lepidoptera; Tortricidae.
CUUUGUGUAUUCAUUUAUUUAUCAACAAAAUGUUAGGAAACGUCGCCAUUUUUGGGUGACAUUAUCCAAGUAUGCUAUAGAACUGAUAAAAGUUAAUUUAGUUCUACAAUGGUAAGUGUCAAAACCAAAACAAAUUCGCCAUGUUGUUACCAAUUAGGGUUCCACAAUUAGGGUUCUGCAAUUCUUACCUACAUACUGUCGUAUCAGGGGACUGAAAAUCGUAGAUUCUGUUAUGAUAAAUAUUUAGUAGGUAGUGAGGAUGUAGUGAGGAUAUUUUCAUGGCUAAAAAUUAUGAAUAGGCGGUCCAAUUUACCUUAUACUAUUAAGCAAAGUUGUUCAGUUUUACGGGUACAGCGGACCAAGGCGUUAGCUGACCCGCCUUAACCGCGCGUUUUUAGAGAAACAAGCGGUUUAGGUUGCUCAGCUAACGCCUUGGCCAACUGUACAAAAAUUAGAAAAUUAUUAUCAACAAACGGGUACUUACAAUAAUAUUUAGAUUAAAGAUUAGAUUAGGAAAGUUUUCAAAGAAAAAUCAUAUCAGUUUACUGUGGGUACUGUAUUAAUAAGUUAAGCAUUAGUUUGAAAAUGAUUUUGUUGGACGAAUAGUGUGUAAGUAAUUUAAUUUUUUUAUUCAGGUUACCAGAAUUCCAAGCAAAGCAGAAUUCCAGCAUUCCAAAUAAUAGUAUGGUGAUGUUCCUGGAUAUAGAUCGAUUUUUAACAAAAAAUGAUUUCCGAAGUCUAAGGGACUUGCAAUGGCCUUGGAGUAUUACACAUUUCUUACUAUCAGAAACAUGUCCCGGGUGUCACACCAUUGUGUCACUUAACAAUAGAGAUUUACAUUUUAUUAAGAUUUACGAAGACAUCAGAUCAUUGCUAUAUCAAGAUUGGUUUUGGUGUGAGAAUUGUAACUACGCAGUUUAUGAUCACUUUCCAAGAGACGAGUGUGAAAUUUGUAGCUAGUACUAGUAUGUAACUAAAUACAUACCUACUUACUACUUAAGUACCUAGCACCACACAAUAUUUAUUAACAUAGUUUCAUGUUUAUGAACAAACACGAUGCCAUUCAAAGUGAUUCAAACUAUGGAACGAGGCUGUCUGCGAUUGACGACUGUCCCAGAGCAGUGGGAAAAAAAUGGUACUUUGUUCUGGCCCAAAACUAACGCGGAAAAACUUAGAAGGCGCGAGAAUUGUUAUCCAGAUCCUACUUGGAGAACUUUUAAUUGUAUUUUGAAAAGAAGCCAUUUACCAACAUUUAAAGACGCAGAAAAUCAAAUAGAUGCAAUGAGUGAUAGGUCCGAUACCGAGACGGAGAAUGAGUAUCGGAACAAUUCGCUAUCUGUAACCACCCAAAGAGAACCGUUGGCUCAUUCUUUUAAUAAAAUGGCGCAGGAGUUGGUAGAGAAUGAUCAAGAAAAUAUUGCUGCUGCUAUGCUAGAAAAGGAAAACAUACCACCGGGUGAAAACUAUGAUGCUGCCGUUAAUAUUGUUCAAACUCUGGAACCAAACUCUUUACCAGAAACAAUUGACCUAGGCUGUGAAAACACAGACAACCAAAGUCAAAACAUUUUGAUAUUAAAUCAAGAUGUACCACUACAGCAAAUUCAAGAGGAUAUACAGGCUCUUAAACAUGAUCUCAAAACAAUUCUUACUAAUCAAAAUGCUUUGUUUGAACUUCAAAACAAAUUACUUUUAAAACAUUCAGAAUUUCAGACCCAAUUCGAGGAAUACAUAAAGCUGUCUUCUAAGCUACCAGCUCAGGAUCGGGAUGAUGGUAUAAAUACCAUAAAAACUUCAAAUGAUUUUGAUGACUUUGAAAGAAACCUGUUAGAUGCAGUAUUUAAAGAAGAUCAUAAAAAAAAAAUUACGUGGGUUAUGUAGCAGAGGAUCUGGAAAGGGUACUUCAAAUGCAUACUACCUCAUUGAUCAUUUAUUUCACAGAGAGUUUUUGAAAAGUUGUACAUGGACUGGUUCAUCAAAGAAAGACCCGGUAAAGAUUUGUUUCAAAGCCCGAGAAAGAACAAUUAAUUUUUUCCAUGAUAUUGUGAAGGAAUCAGACGAAACAUUCAGCAAAGCAGAUUGCGAAAAAUUUUUCAAAAUUAUACUCAAAAAUGCUCACCAGCGCUGUGAGAGCAAUAAGAGAGCAUCUUCAGCAAGACAACGUACUAAGGGGAAAAAAACUAAAAAUGAUACUGCUACAACAUCUUCUGUGUGCGCUAUAGAACAGCCAGCUCAAGAAGAUAAUGUUCGUCCUCCACCCGAACCUUUGCUAGAUCAGCCAGUUCCAGCAAUACCUGAAUCCUCAGAACAAAAUCAACUUGAGAAUGUAGAGGUGAUAAACCUGCCCAGUGCUGCUGCUGUGCUGCCGGAAAAUUAAUUACUUAAGUAACAAAAAAAUGUGUUAACUUUCUAGAGUUGCUGUACCUAUGAAACUGAAAUAGUUCUCCAGUUAAAAAAGAAAAAACAGUUAGGUAUUCUACAUAAAAAUUUCUACUACACUCUAGAAACUUCAGAAAUUUAAUGUCAACAGCUACUGAAAGUUCAUGCAAUAAUUUUAUUUGCUGUUUGGAUAACAUAUCUUUGUAGUCCUUUUUUAUUUAUCUAGUGUUUAUUUUUUUAUUUGAAUUUUUGGCUCUUACGAAGCCCUAAAAAUUAUGUUCUUGAAGAAGAAGAAAUUAUGUUGAAAUUAUUAUUCGUUUUUUCAAGUACGCACGAGUAUUGAUUAUCUACGUUGUGGUUUAUUUGACAACAAGUUUUAAAUCUAGGUACCUACCUACUAUAGGUAAGUAUAUAAGUUGAUUUGUUUUUAGAGUAAGGCUCAUGCUACACUGGAUCAGGAAUGGGGACCGCUCCGGACUCACACACAGUCCGUGUGGUAACUGUCUAUGUCUCGCCCCGGAACGGACCUACAUCGUAACUAUCCUGCAUUCCCGCUCCUGUGUAUCAUAGGCUUUAGGCUACAAAUACCUGAAUAAGUUAAGUAUGUUAUUGUGCCGCAAUUUUUUUGACCUUAAUAUUACCUACAUAAAAAUGUUUAUGUAUUUUUUAAGUAUUAUUCCGAGUGAAGAUGCAUGUGAAUUUAAAGAUUGGUUAAAUAGUAUGUAGCUAAAGAGUUUAUUAUGUCUCUAACAAUAGUUUUAUAUAAAGUUUUUACUUUUAGUGUUAGAUAAAGAUAAUAAAUACCUCAUAAACCCAGACUGAUUAAAGUAACUAUUCUGUUAAUGUAAUUUAAAGUACAAAUUAGUUACUCCCGUUUUUUGAAUGUUAUUGUACUAAACUUUGAUAAGUUGUUGAUUGAAUGAUAAAUAAAAAUACCUGUUAAAUUUU